Molecule: messenger RNA, 1503 nt
Organism: Thecamonas trahens ATCC 50062
Lineage: Eukaryota; Apusomonadida; Apusomonadidae
Product: HTTM domain-containing protein
Exons: 1
Coding region: 1-1503 (500 amino acids)
Source: RefSeq, a predicted model, not a curated record
AUGAUGGCAACGAUGAUCGAGAGCGGGCGGAGGAUGGUGCGGGUGGACUCGCGGGCUGCAGCGGCGUUUCGCAUCGGACUUGGGCUGUGCGUGGCGGCGACGGUGGCGGUGCGGAUGGUGCUGGCGGAGGAGAUGCUGACGGAUGACGGAGUGGUGCGGGCAGCGACAGUGAUGGAGGCCGGGCCAGUCUUCUCGCUCCUGCUUAUGUCGAACAUCCAAGGCGUAAUACUCGCGGUGCUGGCGGUAGCGUUUGCUGCAGGCAUCGGCAUUGCCGUCGGCGGCAAGUGGCUCUUUCCCUCUGCGGUGGUGAGCUGGAUCAUCCUCGCCUCCAUUGACGCCCGCAACGAGUUCGUCCACAACGGCGGCGACAGGUACCUCGGCCUGCUUGUCAUGUGGACUGCUCUCGCAUCACCUCAGCUGGCAGAGACCUCCGUCCGUGGAAGGGGCUUUAUUCUGGCGCCGUCGCUUCCGCUUGGCUGCCUGCUCGGCCAGAUGGUGCUGAUGUAUGUCAAGUGCGGACUGGCCAAGGCCAAGUACGCAUCCGAGUGGUACUCGGGCGAUGCGCUCCGCGCUGCGCUGCGCAACGCGUGGUUUGCGAGUGAGACCGGUACGGAUGUCGUCGACAACCUCCCGCUGGUUCCGCUGGUUGCCGCCGGAGUGAUGUGGUCCGAGAUCCUGGUUCCGCUGCUCGCGUUCUGGCCGUUUGCGCGCGGGAGCGAGCUUGCGCGUGCCAGUUUUGCGAGCUGGGCGCUGGCCAUGCAUGGUUCGUUUGUAUUCUGUAUGCGCCUGGGCAUGUUUCCGUGGAUCUGCAUGGCACCGGCGCUGCUGGCGGUGCCAUCGCGGGUGCUCGAUGCCUUGACCGGUGCGAGUCGGCGGCCGCGGCGCCUCGGCUGGCCAGCUGCGCCGCCACAGCCCACGCCCGGCCGGGUGCGGACGGUACUGGCGGGAGUCGCCAUGGCGUGGAUCCUGCUAUUUUGCGCUGGGUUUAUCUCAAACUCGCCCAGCGCGUCACGCCCGAUGGCGGUGAUGGCGAGUCUCGGGCGCGAUCUCAAGCUGGAGCAGUACUGGGCCAUGUUCUCACUUGUGCCCAAAAACUCGCUCUGGCUCCACGGAGCUCUCACGCUCAGCGAUGGGCGCGUUGUCGAUCCGAUCCGCUGGCUUGCAACCGGCAACGACGAGCCGUGGCUCGCGGCCGACGCCAUGGUCGUCCGCGCUGCGCCACCGCGGCUCGCCGAUUACUCGGCCGAUGCCAGGCUGCUCCUCUCUGAUCGUUGGACCCGGUACUGGGUGACGCUUCCGGGCAAGCCGUGGAUCCACGCCGACGCGGCACGGUAUGUGUGGCGCGCGUGGCGGCGCGGACACCCAGACGGGCCGCUCUCUCCCGUCCGAUUUGUGCUCCGCGGCGCUGUCAUCCCGUACACCAUCGACGUUGGAGCCGGAGCCGCCGUUGUCGACCUUUCUCUCUCCACCAUCUACGACCAUGACUACGCCCAGCUCUGUUGA